Molecule: messenger RNA, 1707 nt
Organism: Colletes gigas
Lineage: Eukaryota; Metazoa; Arthropoda; Insecta; Hymenoptera; Colletidae
Gene: Ttc26
Product: intraflagellar transport protein 56
Exons: 7
Coding region: 1-1671 (556 amino acids)
Biological process (GO): intraciliary transport involved in cilium assembly; intraciliary anterograde transport
Cellular component (GO): intraciliary transport particle B; ciliary base; ciliary basal body
Molecular function (GO): intraciliary transport particle B binding; protein binding
Source: RefSeq, a predicted model, not a curated record
AUGGUAAACACUACAUUGUGCAUUAUACUAUCAAGAGCAAAGCCAGCCUCUUCCGAGGGAAUAAAACGAUCCGCGACAGAGAAGAAGAUCCCCAAACUAGAGGAGUUUUUGGAGAAACGUGAUUACACAGGGGCUCUGACGCUCCUAGAGUUCAACAGCAGCUCUGAGAAUAGUUUGAACUCCGAGUUAUGGAUGGGUUAUUGUGCCUUUCACCUGGGGGACUACAAACGUGCGGCUACGAUCUACGAGAAUUUACGAAAAAAGGAUCAAACGCUCGUGGAGUUGCCGUCGAACUUAGCAUGCUGUUAUUUCUAUCUUGGAAUGUAUCCUGAAUCACAAAAGGUUCUGGAGGAAGCUCCGGACAGUAAAUUGAAGAACAGACUCAUGUUUCACUUGGCACACAAAAUGGGCAACGAAUCGAAAUUAACGGAGUACCAUCAUAUGCUGCAGGAUGUCAUAGAAGAUCAACUUAGCCUGGCAUCUAUUCAUUAUCUUAGAGCUCACUAUCAAGAAGCUAUUGAUGUAUAUAAAAAGAUUUUGCUGGAAAACAGAGAGUAUUUCGCAUUGAACGUAUACGUUGCAUUGUGUUAUUACAAAUUGGACUACUAUGACGUGGCCCAAGAAGUCCUCCAAGUUUAUCUACAAAAGUAUCCCGAUAGCGCGAUCGCGAUCAAUCUGAAAGCAUGCAAUCGUUUUCGUCUGUACAAUGGCAGCGCCGCACAGAACGAAAUGAAACAGCUGAUAGAAAAAAUGUCCAGUUCCUUCAGCUUUGGCCACGAUCUCAUACACCACAAUACUGUUGUAUUCAAAGGUGGCGAGGGCGCGUUACAAAUUUUGCCGAAUUUAGUGGACGUUAUACCAGAGGCUCGACUGAAUUUAGUGAUUUACUAUUUGAAACAGGACGACGUUCAAGAGGCGUUCAAAUUGAUCAAAGAUCUCGAACCAUCUGUUCCGCAGGAAUACAUUCUGAAAGGGAUCGUUAACGCGGUGAUGGGUCAAGAAACUAAUUCUCGUGAUAAUAUAAAAACAGCCCAGCAAUAUUUCCAAUUGAUCGGUUCCUCCGCGUCUGAAUGCGACACCAUACCUGGCAGACAAUGUAUGGCAUCCUGUUUUUUUCUCUAUCGUCAAUUCGAGGAAGUUCUGGUGUACCUGAACUCGAUCAAAACUUACUUUUCCAACGAGGACAACUUUAACUUUAAUUAUGCUCAAGCGCAAGCUGCCGCGGGUUAUUUCAAGGAGGCGGAGGAAGCUUUCUUGAUCAUACGGAAUGAAAAAUACAAGAACGAUUACAUCUACAUCAGCCUUCUGGCGCACUGUUAUAUAAUGAACAAGAAACCUCAGCUGGCUUGGGACUUGUAUCUAAAAAUGGACACGACCACAGAGUCGUUCAACUUGCUGCAAUUAAUCGCGAACGAUUGCUACAAAGUAGGCGAGUUUUGGUACGCAGCGAAGGCCUUUGAUAUGUUGGAACGUAUGGAUUCUAGCCCAGAGAAUUGGGAAGGGAAACGCGGUGCUUGCUGCGGUACAUUUCAAUACAUUGUAGCUGGAAAACAACCCAAAGAACUUUUGUCGGACGUUAUACAGCUUCUUAAGAACACGUCGAACUCGCAAGUGGAGCAGAUCAUCCGAGUGAUGCGUAAAUGGGGCAAAGACAACCGGAUUAAUUGCUAAUGACACCAAUCAAAUGUAUAUAGACACGAUAUCAUC